AUGUCGGCUGACAGCACUCUCUAUACCAAUGCGUUGGCUACAAGCGAUCAACUGAAUUCUACUAAGGCUGUCGGUCAUGGAACUGGCAAGGAUAGCGCCUUUCAUAACCGAUUUUUGACGGCCAACUUCAUCCAGACUGCUGGGAUCUAUCUGCGGUUAAGUCAAACUGUGAUAUCACGAGCUAUUGUUUUGGCACAACGAUUUUAUACAACUACUGGAUUACGCGAUUUUCCCAUUCAUGAUGUUGCUGCAGCAGUAUUACUAAUAUCUUCAAAGUUGGUUUCGGGGCAUCCAAUAAAACCCGAGCAACUCUGUUACGUGGUCCAGUUUCUGUCAUUGAAUGGUAAUCUAGUGUUCGAACAUGAUGUUCAAACUUUUAGUGUACCACAAACCUUUGAUGUCAUUGAUACCUGGAAACAAAUAUCACCCACAGAAAUGGAAGUACUGGCCGGACUAGCUUUUGAUACGAAUGUGGUUCUACCUUACAGUUUGGCUCUCUCUUAUAUUCAAGUUCUAUCACUUCAUGAGAGAGCCGGAUCGGAUAUUAUCAAACUGACAUGGUCAACAAUUAAUGACGGUAUAAGAGACUCUCCUUUUCUGACGAUAGUGCAUCAGCCCAAUACCAUUGCUGUUACCAGCAUCAUCCUAGCUGCAACUAAGUUGAAUGUAGUAGUGUCGGAUCAGGUAAAUUGGUGGGAUAUGUUUGAUGUCAACUCAGAGGACGUAGGCCACUCAAUGGCUUUAAUACUAGAAGGAAAGGAGUACGCCAGUUAUAUAAGAAAUCAGAAUUCCCAUACGAUCGACACGAAUACAAAACAAAAUAAAAUAAUAAAAUAA
Messenger RNA from Sugiyamaella lignohabitans, 837 nucleotides. RefSeq lists its product as uncharacterized. The transcript has a single exon. The record is from RefSeq and is a predicted model, not a curated record. Gene Ontology annotation, cellular component: nucleus. The coding region runs from base 1 to 837 and encodes 278 amino acids. NCBI's taxonomy places the organism in Eukaryota, Fungi, Ascomycota, Dipodascomycetes, Dipodascales, Trichomonascaceae. Gene Ontology annotation, biological process: regulation of transcription by RNA polymerase II. Gene Ontology annotation, molecular function: cyclin-dependent protein serine/threonine kinase regulator activity.